Dermacentor silvarum is the source of this 846-nucleotide messenger RNA. RefSeq lists its product as uncharacterized. Lineage: Eukaryota; Metazoa; Arthropoda; Arachnida; Ixodida; Ixodidae. The record is from RefSeq and is a predicted model, not a curated record. The transcript has 5 exons. The coding region runs from base 1 to 765 and encodes 254 amino acids.
AUGGACAGAGGCGGGCCCCCCGCGCGGCGCCUUCGGCUGCUGCUGCGGCUGGGCUCCUGUAGGCCGUCUCGCGUGCCGUCGUCUUCGACGCCGGUGGUUGCUGCGCCGGUAACGGGCCCGUCCCGGCUCCCGGCCGCCGAUCGAUGGAACUGGCUGCUGCUGCUGCUGCCGACGGCCGCCGCUUCCCGCGCUUCGUCGUGCCCGCUGCCGCCGCGUGCCACGUGCCCCGCGCCAGAAGCCAAUCCGCGUCCGCCGACCGGCUCGGGAACGUCACGCGGGAGCCGAAACAGCCGCUGCCAAUGCCUCACCGACGAGUUUCUCGUGGACCGGCACUCAGCCGUGGACGAGACCUUCGGCCAGUUGCACCUCAACACCCACUACGUGCUCUCGGUCAACGGCUUCCUCAACGCACUGCAGGUGUUGGCAGGCCUGGGCAACUUCUUCACGUACAUGAUCUUCGGCGUGGGCUCCAAGUCGCAGCACUUCCUGUACGCCUGCUGCUUCGGCUACUCGGUCAACGGGCUCCACUUCCUGGUCACGGGGCUCAGCUCGCAGCACGUCGCUGAAGUACUGCCCAUCACCAUCUACUACAAGGUGUUCCAGGCGAGCGCGAUGAGCAUGUACUUCCUGGGGUCGGUGGCCGUGAUGACGUACGACCUCCCCAACAUGCCUGACUCCUUCUGUGGAAUGGCCACAGGAAUGUUCACCGGCCUGCUUCACCUGGUGCACCUCAUCUACGUUUUGAUCUACGUACCAUCACCAUGAUAUCGCUAGCUUCUACCCAUAUGCAUAUUUCACGCGCGCAAUCUCGCUUCAUUUCUUUUAGUACUGAAUGUCAUUAAACUA